Messenger RNA from Trypanosoma rangeli, 411 nucleotides. RefSeq lists its product as uncharacterized. Lineage: Eukaryota; Euglenozoa; Kinetoplastea; Trypanosomatida; Trypanosomatidae. The transcript has a single exon. The record is from RefSeq and is a predicted model, not a curated record. Bases 1 to 411 code for a protein of 136 amino acids.
AUGCACGUAAAAAAACUCCUUCGUGUCCUCGGCCGUGAUAUACCCGGCGGCCCCAGCGUCCAUGAUGCGGAAACAUUACGCAAGCAUGUGUCAUGUCCUUUGGAGCAGACUGUGGCGAUCGCCGUCGCCGUGCUUCGUCUGCAUAUGCCACCUGCCCCAUGCCGGCAGGAAUAUCUCUUGUGCCAGUGUGGCCAUCCGUGUCCCUCUCAUCGCCGUCUUCGUCGGACGGGGGUGUGGGGCGACAGCGGCGGUGCGACGACAAGCUGCGGAGUGUCACACGACCUCCGCCCAACCGCGCCACGUGGUGCCGCAGAGUCCGUCGCACCCGCUAAGCAAAGCCACUGUAACCAACAAAGUUUUGUAGCUCCUGCAGGUGGCGCAAGGCGGGGGCGGCGGGGCAGCAAACUUUGA